UUUAGAAAUACGUCUGGUGCUCUGCUUUCGCUAGUAGGUUCCGCGUCCGCCCACAGAAACCAAUCAGCGGAAGGAUACUCGAAAAAAGAUCUCCGCUUUCCCUGCCUGCGCCGGACGGACGGAGCCACCCACCCAAGCGACCGGAGCGGCGAGCGGCGGAGAGAUGGCGUCGGCGGCGGGGGAGGAGACGGUGCGCGCGUCGCACAUCCUGAUCAAGCACGAGGGGUCCCGGCGCAAGGCGUCCUGGAAGGACCCGGAGGGCCGGGUCAUCUCCGCCACCACGCGCGCCGACGCCGCCGCGCGCCUCGGCGAGCUCCGCUCCCAGAUCCUCGCCGGCCGCGCCUCCUUCGCCGACCUCGCCGCGCAGCACUCGGACUGCUCCUCCGCCCGCCGCGGCGGCGACCUAGGCACCUUUGGGAGGAGGCAGAUGCAGAAGCCCUUCGAGGACGCCACGUACGCUCUCAAGGUGGGGGAGAUCAGCGACAUCAUCGACACCGAGAGCGGGGUUCACAUCAUCCUGCGUACCGCAUAGGGAGAAAGAAGCCCACGCCGUGGCCGUCACAACACCCUCUGAUAUUAUUUAGCACUUUUCCUUCUUCCAGGGCAUGCGGCUCUUCUCAUUCUGGCAGCCCAAAACUUGAAUGAAUGAAGAAAAAUGUCUUGUAUCGUCUCGCCAUUUUGCUACGGUUGAUACAUAUAUCACAUGUCAGUGUUUGAGCUUA
Messenger RNA from Hordeum vulgare subsp. vulgare (domesticated barley), 722 nucleotides. Its product is annotated as peptidyl-prolyl cis-trans isomerase Pin1-like. NCBI's taxonomy places the organism in Eukaryota, Viridiplantae, Streptophyta, Magnoliopsida, Poales, Poaceae. Gene Ontology annotation, cellular component: cytosol; nucleus. The record is from RefSeq and is a predicted model, not a curated record. The coding region runs from base 164 to 532 and encodes 122 amino acids. Gene Ontology annotation, molecular function: peptidyl-prolyl cis-trans isomerase activity. The transcript is spliced from 2 exons.